AUGAUUGAAGAAGUGGGUCUAACUGGAGCUAAACCAUCAUGGACACCACUGGAUACCGAUAUUAAGUUGACAACCACAGAACUGGAUAAAGCAACAGGAACAACAAAUGAUCCAAUAUUGGAGGACAUAAGACCAUAUCAGAGGUUAAUUAGAAGAUUACUAUACCUAACACUAACUGGGCCAGAUAUUUUUUUUACAGUUCAAACCUUGAGUCAAUUUUUACAGAAGCCAAAAAGAUCUCAUAUGGAAGCAACAUUGAAGAUAGUAAGAUACAUAAAGAGGAAGCUUGUUAUGGGAAAUUUGAUGAGUAGCAGAAAUAAGAAUAAGUUGACAGGAUACUGUGAUGCUGAUUGGGCAUCAUGCCCAAAUAUUAAAAGAUCAAUUACAGGAUUCUUGAUCAAACAUGGUGAAUCCUUGAUUUCUUGGAAGUCAAAGAAGCAAACAACCAUCUCAAGAAGCUUAGCAGAAUUAGAGUACAGGAGCAUGGCUUUCACUGUUUCUGAAAUAAUAUGA
Solanum dulcamara is the source of this 513-nucleotide messenger RNA. RefSeq lists its product as uncharacterized. NCBI's taxonomy places the organism in Eukaryota, Viridiplantae, Streptophyta, Magnoliopsida, Solanales, Solanaceae. The record is from RefSeq and is a predicted model, not a curated record. The transcript has a single exon. The coding region runs from base 1 to 513 and encodes 170 amino acids.